Molecule: messenger RNA, 1820 nt
Organism: Macadamia integrifolia
Lineage: Eukaryota; Viridiplantae; Streptophyta; Magnoliopsida; Proteales; Proteaceae
Product: peroxidase 41-like
Exons: 1
Coding region: 677-1666 (329 amino acids)
Biological process (GO): response to oxidative stress; hydrogen peroxide catabolic process
Molecular function (GO): heme binding; peroxidase activity
Source: RefSeq, a predicted model, not a curated record
ACUUGGCAGAUGAACAUAUAUUAACAGAAAGAGCUCGAUUAUGAUAAAAAAGAGUGAAAGUAAGGAUUUAAAUAUUGGAAUAGGGACAGGGAUACAGGUUGCAGUCUUGUCGAUUCGAUCAUAACCUGAUUCGGAAGGCGAAGCAGCGGAGAGCCGGAAGAUGAAAAUUUUCAGUUUAGUGCACAGAGUGAGAGAACCUGAAGACGAAGCAAGUUUCUUCGUUUCGAUAAUGUUACUAACCCUCUCCGUCGAAGUAGGAAUAUGUGGAGGCUAAGGAUCUGGACUCCAUCUUUCAUCUCUGUCCCUCCCCCUCCCACGAGUCACGAGCUCAACCCCAUCUUACCUCCCGACAAUAUCCGUUGAUGAUAGACGAUACAAAUUCGUAGCCACAGAUCAUAUCCCUUUCUGUAAUGUUUAAAAUUAUGAUUAACAGGAACCCCAAAUAUAGCCAUUGAAUCCCUAAAACAACUCUCCUCCACAAGAGUAAACAGCACAUUCCUAACUCAUCUUCCCCCUUCCCCUGCAAAUUUAGUUUUACUUCCCAGCUUGAACCCCUAAGGCCUCAUUUCUGUUGAGACCUGAGAGGAAGCAGGGAAGUAAAUCAAGUUUUUCUCUCUCUGCCCUUUCUCGGCUUCUCCCAUUGGAAGGAAAGUAGUACUAAGAAGAAAUUAACACAAUGGGAGGAGCAUCGGUAUUGCCAAUAUUCAUACUUCUCUUCGUUUCCUCAUCAUCUCUCCUGUCAGAAGGGAUGCUCAACGAAAACUACUAUCAGAAGUCAUGCCCGCAAAUGGAGAAAAUCAUUCAGGAGGUCGUCACCACCAAGCAGAUCGCUAGCCCAACCACAGCCGCCGCCACUGUCCGCCUCUUUUUCCACGACUGUAUGAUCGAGGGUUGUGACGCCUCCAUUUUCAUCAGCUCCACCGCCUCCAACAAGGCCGAGCGCGACAAUGUCCACAAUGUUAACCUCGCCGGCGACGCCUUCGAUGUGGUCGUCCGGGCCAAAACCGCCCUCGAGCUCGCCUGCCCUGGCAUCGUCUCCUGCUCUGACAUUAUAGCCGUCGCCACCCGCAACCUCAUCAGCAUGGUCGGAGGCCCUUUGUACAAGGUCCGCCUAGGCCGCAAGGACGGCUUCGUCUCUAAGUCCUCACGUGUCAAUAUCAUAAAUUCAACCGCCACCGUCUCCGAGCAGAUCAAAUACUUCGCCGUCAGGGGAUUCACGAUCCAGGAAAUGGUCGCCCUCCUCGGUGCCCACACCAUCGGCUUCGCCCACUGCAAGGAAUUUGCCCCACGCAUCUUCAACAACAGCAAAACCUCCCCGAUCGACCCUUUAUUAAACCCGAAGUUCGCCGGUAGCCUGCAGAACGCCUGCAAGAAUUACCAGAAUAACCCAAACAUGGCCAUCUUCCUCGACGUGGUUUCACCAGGGAGGUUCGACAACAAUUUCUUCAAGAACAUGCCCAAGGGAAUGACGCUGCUCAAGUCGGAUAAUCUUUUGAUUCAGGACCCAAGAACGAAGCCCUUCGUGUUGAAGUACGCAGCCGACCAGGCCGUCUUCUACAAGGACUUCUCAGCUGCCAUGGAAAAGCUCAGUGUGUUCGGCACCAAGACCGGUCGCAAUGGAGAGGUGCGACGGCGAUGCGAUUCCUUCAACAACGUUAAGGCUUAGAUGCUUUGAAUAGGUUGAAUAUUGGUUCUACGUGACGGAAACACAUAACAAUCAUCAAUUAUCAGAGUUCUUCCUUGAUGUGACCACUUUGAAAUAGACGAUCCGUUUAACACUAUAUUAUAUGAUCAAUUUGAUCGGUCGACCCAAUUUAUUC